CUCAGUUGCGUGAGCGUGUUGAGUAGGUGGUGGCCAAAGUUGAAUGGAUUGCUUUGGGUAUUGCGCAGCCUUAUGACAUGAUCUGGAAAAAAGUGAGUUGUCUUUAAGGCCCUGCUCCUGACCGUGGGGUUCAGGCCAUCCUGACAGGAUGAUGCGCAGGUCCAGGAUCAGCGUGCGGCCCAACGUGAGGCCUGGCGGUCGGGGCCCGGCGUCUACCGGGGAGGAGGGCAAGCCGGCGCUUGGGUCCACGGCCGAGGACGUGGUCCGGACCGCCCCGUCGCAGCAGCCGGUGGAAAACGGCGAGGAGACCGCCGCCGGCUCGACCUCCGCCCCGGAUGCGGCGCCAGAGACUUCCUCUGGUAGCUUGGAGCAGACCACUCAAAAUGGGGAGACCUCUAGUGCCUGCACCCCUGUGGCCACCUCUCUACCGAGGAGGAAACGUGUUUCUGCCAUGCCCAACCUGGCAAAGCCCAGGGUCGCUCCAGGGGCCGCGCAUCCCUCUGUAAAUGCGACCGGUUCCACUGGCCGUGCACUUGCGAAGCUGCGAUCCGAUCCGCAGGGUCCUGCCCUGCUGCCGGAGGACCAGGCGCAAGCAGGGAGCGGUGCCCCACGUGGUCUGAGGUCCCCGGACCGGCCAACAACAUCUGGUGGGGCGAGGCAGUCCAGAACACAGGAGACGCCUGGCUCUACAUUGUCAGUUCUCCCUGGGGUUGCUCCUAAGAGUGGAGCUCCUUCUCAAGGGGAGAAAAAUGACAGAACCACACCGUUGCACUCCAGCCGGUCUACUGACCUGGCAGCCGUGACUCAGCAAAAUGUAAAAAACACCAAGACCCCCACCCAAGUGCCUUCUGUGGUCCUUCCAAAGGUGUCACAAGGCAGCACUUUAUCAGAGAAGGCCUUACCCUCAACUUCCACCGAGGCCUUGAAAGGGCUGCACGUUUCCUCAGACCGACAGAAGAUACUGAAAGCCCGCAGGCUGAAGGAGCUAAUGAAGCAGGAGAUGAAGAAGGAGAGGGAAAAGGAGAGGAAAAAGAGCAGCAAGCCUCAGGUUUUUGAAUUCCAAACCCCUCUAGACACUAGCAAGAUGACCAUGAGGGAUCUCAUCUACUACCUGCCGCCAUCCAAUCCAAUGAAAUCUCAGCUGGUGAAUAACUGUCCAGAGAACGGGAACCCUGCACCACCCAGAGAUGAGCUUCCUGAAAGAAUUGAGAUGGGACUUGAAGAGGAAGAUGACAAUGGUGAGGAUGAAGCUGAAGAGGAGCAGGAGCUGAUGGUGCCCAGGGUGAAGGUGGCUGAAGAUGGUUCCUUGAUUAUUGAUGAAAACAGUUUAACUGUGCAAGUCCAGAGAAGUAAAGGCCCCGCGAUAGUGGAGAACACUGAUCCAGUCUUUGAGCGUGGUUCCACUACUACCUAUUCAAGCUUCAGGAAACUCAAAUACACAAAGCACUGGUCAGAUAAAGAGACUGACAUGUUCUUCCUAGCUAUCAGCAUGGUGGGAACUGAUUUCUCAAUGAUAGGUCAGCUCUUCCCCCAUCGUGCUCGGACUGAGAUCAAGAACAAAUUCAAAAAAGAAGAGAGAGCAAAUGGUUGGAGGAUUGACAAAGCUUUCCGAGAAAAGCGGCCAUAUGAUCAGGAAUUUUUCAGCAUGUUGCUGGAGAAGAUCUUGGCUGCCGACCAAAUGAAGAAAAAUAAAAAUAAUAGAAACUCUGCGAAAAAACCAAGACGUAAACGAAAAGAUAAAAUUGAAAAACAAGCUGGUGAAUCACCUGAUACAGUUGAGGAUGAAGUAGACAACAACAUGGCUGAGGGUGAUUUGGAGAUGGCAGAAAAAGAAAAUGAAGACUCUUCCAAUGUACUGGAGCCCGGAGACAAUACUUCAGCCACUCGAAAUAGGAAUAAGCGUAAGGCUGAAAAGGAGGCAAAGGAGGUCUCAUCAAAAGAGCCCAAACUGGAGAGAAAAAAUAGGAAAAGGAUAAAAAAAUCAGUAGAUGAUGAGGUGCUGGCCAUCUUUGGCGAUUCUGACGAUGAUGUCACUGAUUCCCAGUCAGCUGCUGAGCAGGCUGUUAGCUCAACAAAAGGUGUUGCAGAGGAGAACGGAAAGGAGACCGUGCCCAAAUCAGCCCAAUCUAGAGGACGUCUUCGGAAAUCGUUGCCAAACAUAGGCAAGAAAGGAGCAAAAAGGACCUCGAAAUCACCAGAAAAGAGCAAAGAUGAUGGCUUCACAGAAAACGUAGACUGUAAUGAUGAUCACAUCAUGGUCGAAGCUGAAGCAUCUGAUUUGGAAGGGAGGAAGGCAAAGAAGAUGAGAAGGGUCUUGUCUUCUGACGAGGAGUGCACAGCAGAAGAUCUUGAGGAGCAGCAUGACACCUCCACAGUACAGGAGGAAAUGCUCGACAAGCCCACCAGGUCAGGAAGGAUUCCCAAGCUCUCUAAGAGCCUGAAACAAGCUGAAGAAGACAACAAGGCAGUGUCUCCACCCACUUCUCCUCCAGCCCAGAAGGAGACCUCCUCAACAGAACACAGCAAAAGGCGGACUGGGAAGUCCAAGCCCAAUCUGCCUGCCACUAAUAGGAAAGGAUGUAUGAGCAACUCUAAACUGGUCAGCCUUCAGCCAUCCUCACCUGAGGUUAGCAAGGAUGAUUGUAACAAUGAGCAAGAGGAGGGUCUUUGCCCUACAAACCCAGAGGAAGAGACCCUGUUUCCUCUGUCUGAGCCUGCUGGCCUUUCCUCACCAGUGCCACUGCCCGAAGAGGUGCAGGAGACCAUGGAGGAGGACAUGAUUGGAACUUUUUCUCCGGAGCAGUUGGAUGGACUUGCAAAGAACACAGAGCGUGCAUGUGAGGCAGCUAGAACAUUGCUGUCCAUAAGUGACUCAGAACUUCCCCAAAUCGAAGAAGCACAAAAUACAGAAAAUCUCAGUGUUGCAGUGGAGUCUCCUUGCCAAGACUUACUGGAGGAGCCCAAGUCUUUUUCGUCUAGUCAAAUGGUCCAGUCACUGUGCAGCCCUGAAGCCCCUGAGUGUGUCGUUUCUGCCAUCCCUGACAUGGUGGCAUCAGAACCUAUUAAAGAAGUGAAUCCUACUGAAGAGUUCACAACAUCAGGAGAGUUAGAUCAAGAACCCUCAGAGACUGGUUCAUCUGCAAGGUUUAUUCUAAGUUGCAGAGAAUCAUUUGACAAGAUCUUGAGCGUGGAUCCUUUAGUCCAGAUUGCUCCCCAGGGAUGUCCUCCGACUGAAAGCCUUGAUUUACCUACAACAGGCGAUAUUCAUCCUGAAGGACACGAUGUGGUUUCUCAAAAGCCUACUGAAGACAAAAAUAUUGAAUUGUAUAAUACUGAAGCAGUCACCACAGAGCAAAGUGAAAAAGUGUCAGAGGAGCAGAACCGGAGCUCAGACAAACCUGCGAGAGGUGAAGUUUUUCUGGAUAUAGCAAAAGACUCGUACUCUUCUGUCGAGAGCAAUUGUCAAGGGAGGAGGCAGUUCCCAAAGCCCAACCUGGGCCAGGCUGUCCAAAACCAACAUACCUCCACAUCCCAAAGCAACGAUGCGCUAUCCACAUCAGUUCCUGUGAACCCAGUGCUCCAGAUACCUGUGAAUGAGGAAGAAAACAAUGCAGAGAAUGAUCAGCCUAUCACCCCAAAACUCAGUGAAAAACGGGAUGAGCAGAGUCUGAAACUCGACAAAACAUUAAGAGAGGCAGGCUUGCUGGAAGGGGUUGCAGACAUGGCCACAUCAGUCCAAAGUGUCCUUCCGAAGAAAGGUCUGGCUCUGGGAAGCCAGCAUAACCUGAGACAGACUGUGGAGGCAAUUUGUGUUACUGCUGCAGCUGCAGCAGCUGCUGCUGCUGCUGUUCCUGUGAGCACUGUGUCUGAAAAGCCUGCUGAAGAGGUCCAGCUAGACUCUGAGAAUGUCAUUAAGGAGACGAGCUCAGAGAGAAAUGAGGCAGAGGAGUCAGACAAGCAGACUCAUGGUGCACAGAGGGUUGAAGAUUCCUCAGAUUCAACUGUAGGCCCAGAUUCUGUGGACAGAACACCUGCCUCAAAACCAGUUCCUCAGGGAAGGCGGAGUCGGUUCCCCAAACCCAGACCCAACUUGAGCCGGGCUUCCAGAAUCCCGCCGGCUGUUGUGGCCCAAAGCACUGACAGCAGUGAAUUGAAAGAUACCAGUGAAGAUGGAGACUUAAAAACUGUACCACCUGUAGAUAAGAACAGGAUUCCUGGACUUGGACUUCUGGUUGAAGAAAAACAACAAGUCAGUAAUGUAAUCAGUGACUCAAUGGAAGAUCCCAAAAUCAGCCCUAAAUCACCUAGUGGAGGAGAAGAAACUGAAGGUCUGACAGAUGAGGCAAUGCAAGUAAUACAAGUCACGGGCAUGAGUUCAGGAAAGACUGAACAAGCUGUGGAGGAAGGGAUGGCAGAGGCAGCAAUGGACCUAGGGUCAUCUUGUGCAAAUGUUGCCAGUGGUCUUCCUGCUGAAACAGACCCUUACAGUAAUGCUACACAGGUGGCUGAAGGGAUGCCAGUGACAACAGGUUAUACAGAGUCAGAGCCAACGUUUGUCCUCACACUGUUCUCAGUCAAUGACGAGCCUUUUCCUCCUCCCCUGGAAUCCACGGAUCCACAGCCCGAGCUACUUGUGACUGAGUCUGAACCUCAAAGUUCCAAGGCACUGCUGGAUUCAACAGUGGAGGCUUGGCCAGAAGGCAGUGAGGUUUCCAACCUGUUCAUUAGUGACCCUUUUGUGCCUCUGUGUGAGGAUCAAGAAAGGGUCACAAAGCAGGACCAGAUGUCUGAAUGGUGCACUCCCUCUGAUCAGAAACACAGUACGGUGGAUCCGGAAGACUUAUCUGAAAAAAAACCUGCUGUUCUUGAAGUUGCAGAGCCACAUGUGAGUCAGGCUUUGUCAGUGGCUGAAUCUCAUGCAUCAGUGGUUACUGAUACAGAAGAGCAUACUUAUAGGAAGACACAACCACCAUUAUCCCCCAAAGGCAGGAAGAAGCCACCACCUCGAAGCAGGAAAGCAAAAUCCAUCACUAAGGGGAAACAGUCUGAGCCUAAAAAAGGUCAGGCCAAGCUUAAAGAGGAGGUGGAAAAAUUGGCCACAUGUCCACCUUCACCACCAACAGUCCAGUGUACAGCAAUUACCCCUACUGUUGAAGUCUUCUCAAAAGAGGAGACUAUGGCUGUUUCAUCAUCCAGUGAGCCGACAGAGGACACAAGGAACCAAUUGGACCCCUUCCCUGUAGAUAGAAAGGCAGAAGAUGGUGCACAAUGUGAAAGCGGAGGGGAGAAACAAUCAAUAGGCCCUCUCAGCCCACGCCACUCAUUGAGUGCUCCAUUGACAAGGUCUGGCCGAAAACCUAGAGGAUUUUUGUCCUUCAUGUCCAACAGUAGUGCUUCUGAGACCGCAUCUCCUCUGAGUAGCAGGUCUUUAUCCCGAAGACCCAAUGUGAACAUUUCACAUACAGUGAGGAACAGGACUUCAACAAACCCUGACCAGGCUUGCUCACUCCCCUCUACAACCAAAGAUGACUCUCCUCUUGCUAAUUCUGCAGAGGUACCAUCAAGUUCAGACCCUGGACAAAGCGAAUUACUCUGUGUCAGAACUACAGGUACUGACGAAGAGCCCUCAAAUGUGUCUGAAUUCUUCUUCGGUGAUAUCUUCACAGAGGUGGAGGACCCACUCUUGACAGCAGAGAAAUGAAGUUUCAGUACAUCAAUUUCAAGUGUCAUCAAGUCUGCCAAGAUGCAUGGUGUCAAGCUCUGUCUUUUUGACCCCACAAUCAUCUUUCUGUAGCACAAUACUUUGUCUGCACUAAUCAUGCAUUUGUUCAAAAUGACUUAUAAAUUUGUCCUUCAGCUUUACUUCUAAAAAUCCAGGCAAGCAGUAGGCUUGAUAAUGUCUCUUAAAAGCUCCCUGUUGUGUACUUCUAUUCACUGUACAAACACAAUUAUGUCAUUCCACUCAUAUGCAGAUCUUUAUUUUUUAAUGAUCUAUAAUAAUUUUGC
Messenger RNA from Scleropages formosus (Asian bonytongue), 6006 nucleotides. RefSeq names its product BDP1 general transcription factor IIIB subunit (gene bdp1). Gene Ontology annotation, molecular function: TFIIIC-class transcription factor complex binding. NCBI's taxonomy places the organism in Eukaryota, Metazoa, Chordata, Actinopteri, Osteoglossiformes, Osteoglossidae. The transcript is spliced from 36 exons. Gene Ontology annotation, cellular component: transcription factor TFIIIB complex. The coding region runs from base 149 to 5701 and encodes 1850 amino acids. Gene Ontology annotation, biological process: RNA polymerase III preinitiation complex assembly. The record is from RefSeq and is a predicted model, not a curated record.